This is a messenger RNA of Sinocyclocheilus grahami, 791 nucleotides long. RefSeq names its product reprimo, TP53 dependent G2 arrest mediator candidate b (gene rprmb). The coding region runs from base 248 to 565 and encodes 105 amino acids. NCBI's taxonomy places the organism in Eukaryota, Metazoa, Chordata, Actinopteri, Cypriniformes, Cyprinidae. The transcript has a single exon. The record is from RefSeq and is a predicted model, not a curated record.
CUAAACACUGAACUCUAGUCGCAGGGGACGAGCUCAGCCUUGAUUGUGUGAGUUCUCAGGAGUCAGACCCCUGUCCUCUGCAGACCAGAGCCCCUAAUUACCUAAAGAACAGGUCCGAGAAGAACCAUCCUCUUUACUGCAUGUCGGCCCAUACAUUCUGUCAAGCUCUUCUUUGCGCUUGUGACUUUAAAGCACUUUUGUACGCACCUGCUCCUCUCUUCCAAAGGAACCCGGAUAGUAGUUCAGAAUGAAUUCAACGGUUUUUAACGACACAGACAGUGUUUUGUUUCCCAACAGAAGCAGCGAGAGCUUUCUUUCGUGCUGUAAUUUGUCCUCAGUGGUGACGGACAGCGGGUUUGUGUCCACGGCGCUGGACGAGCGCAGCGUGUUCAUCAUGCGCACGGUGCAGAUCGCGGUGAUGUGCGUGCUGGCGCUCACCGUGGUCUUCGGCAUCUUCUUUUUAGGCUGCAACUUGCUCAUUAAGUCCGAGGGCAUGAUCAACUUUCUGGUCACGGACAGAAGACCGUCAAAGGAUGUCGAAGCGGUCAUCGUGGGAUCGUUCUAAGUGCGUAAAAGUUUCAUGGUCAGAUGGGACGCGCGCAUUGGUAAUAUGUGAAACUAUCCGUAUUGCCCUCCAGAAACAAAGAGAUGUUUUAAGACGGUAGAAGAAACAUUACAUUUAUGAUUCAAUAUUUACCGUUUCCACUGGGGACGGUGCAUUUUAUGAGAAAAGUAUAGGUUCAAGUGUAACGUGAGACUGCAAUGAAUAUUAAAUAGAAGAGAGGAAACAU